AAAUACUAGUGCAACAAAUUUUGGUCUGCUAUAUUCUGGUGAUUUAUAAAUUGGUGCAUUUGCCAGCUUUCGAUAUCGGAUGCAACUAGUUCGGUGUAUGAUGCUCUAGCGGAGCUGAAAUCGGUGUUUUACAAAGGCUCAGUCUCUAACAAAGGUGUUAAAAAAGUUGCAAUAUUUUUACGUUCAUCCUUACGUCGUCAUUCGAGGGCAGCGUGUGAAGUGUGUGUUUUUCUUCCCUUCAUCGCCAUCGUCGUCAUCUGCUGCACGUACACUCUGGUUACGCAAAAAGAAUAAAGAGAAGAAGCGACUAGACUAGAGGCGAGCAACAACACGAAAAAUGUCCUUUCGUCUGCUGACCACACGUUUGUACAAACAUGGUCGCCUGCUGGUCCAGAACUAUCUCAAGCGGGAUAUACACGUUAGCAACGUUUGGACCGGCCCCACGGAGAGCACAAAAGUGAACAAGAUUAACGAAACGCUACGACAUGAUCUGCGGAUCAACGAUUUCCGGAACAACAGCUUCCUGCGAUUUGGCAACCAGGCCCGUCGUCUUUUUAUCGACAAUGUGCUAAACAGGGUCACCAACCCGUACUCGGUGGAUCUACGACUACAAGCUACGAAAAAACUGUUGUACGGCGAUUCGACACCUUUCUUUGCCUUAGUCGGUGUGAGUUUGGCUUCCGGAGAUGGUGUUCUGACUAAGAACGACGAGCUGGAAGCAGUUUGUUGGGAAAUUAGGCAUGCAAUGUCCAACUUUCAACAGAAAGUCGGUGAGAAGGACAUCGAAUCUCGACUGGACGAAGAGUUCGGCAUUGAGAACUUAAACAUUGGCAAACCCAUCGCCAAAGGCUGCUCCGCCGUUGUUUACGCAGCUUCUCUCAAAGAAUCUACCGUAAGCGAUAACGAUGAUAUGAACUGCAAUGAUAUUCAUCACUCAAAGUCCAGUUCGAAUGGGAAAGCUCCGAAUGAAGCAUGGACAGGAGAUGAGCCGGAGCUUUCUGGACAGCGGAGUGACGGGAUUAGUCCGCUGCUGCUUCCCGAACGAACUGCAUCGGAGGCUUUCCAUCAAAUGAUGAACGAAAGCAAUGCGCAAACGAGAACAAACAACAAUCGCAAAGUUCGCUUUAAUAGUGAAACUAGAAUAAGAACAAUGUCGGAAAACAGCGCCUCCAAUCAUGAAACCAUUGGGCAUUAUCAGCCUGACUCAAUCGAACAGGACUACACGAUCGAAGAGUAUCCACUGGCGUUAAAGAUGAUGUUUAAUUACGACAUACAAAGCAACGCCAUGGCUAUCCUAAAGGCGAUGUACCGUGAAACUGUCCCAGCGAAGAGAAGAACUGUUGACAACGCGUGGGAAAAAAGCCUCAUGGAAAAGACCAAUUUUGUUCCACCCCAUCCAAAUAUUGUGGAAAUGUACGGCGUUUUCUGCGACCAGGUACCGGAUUUGUCAAUGUCCGCCACGCUGUACCCUAUGGCAUUGCCACAGCGGCUCAAUCCGCAAGGCUACGGGCGAAACAUGAGCCUUUUCCUUUUGAUGAAAAGAUACAACAUCAAUCUGAAAGACUAUCUGCGCCAACCGGGGGUCGAUAUGCGUACGCGCAUUCUACUGUUUGCGCAGCUGCUGGAAGCCGUUGCUCAUCUGAAUCGUCACGGGGUCUCUCAUCGGGAUAUAAAGUCGGACAACAUCCUGAUCGAACUGCGGCCAAACAUGCCACCGACGCUGGUGCUGACCGACUUUGGCUGCUGCAUUGCGGACAAGCGCCAUGGGCUGCGCAUCCCUUACACUUCGGACGAGAUCGAUAAGGGUGGUAACGUGGCACUAAUGGCGCCGGAGAUAAUAGAGCAGCUACCGGGAACGUUCGCCAUGCUGAAUUACACCAAAGCCGACCUGUGGGCAUGUGGCGCAAUCGCUUAUGAAAUAUUUGGCAGCAAUAAUCCUUUUUACUCCGACGUGAAUUCGGCACUAAAGAACACGACGUAUGAAGAAGAUAUGCUACCCGCGAUGGAUCAAAAUGUCCCGAGGCUGAUCCAAUGUCUUGUGCAGAACAUACUGCAAAGAAACCCUAGUAAGCGCUUAAGCCCGGACAUUGCAGCCAACGUGGUGCAAUUGUUCUUGUGGUCACCAUCAUCGUGGUUGCGCGAUAGGUACGUACCGUCCAGCAAUGAAAUUCUGCAAUGGCUGCUCAGCCUCACGACGAAAAUACUGUGCGAAGGCCCAUUGCGCGUGACUCCCGACGGUACUAUGGGGCGCAGAACGUACACGGAGUACUUACUGAUUGCAAGCUUUCUUACCCGGGUACGCUUGGAAAGGAUCAAGCGCGCGCUCGAUUGGAUACAUAAUGUUAACGCUGGCUGUUCGUAAGAAUUGUGAUAUUGCUGUUUGUGAGUAUACCUAGAACAGAUAGUGCGGGUUGAAUACACAUAUUUAUUUUAUUAACAGCUAUUUACGCUAACUUUAGA
Molecule: messenger RNA, 2460 nt
Organism: Anopheles arabiensis
Lineage: Eukaryota; Metazoa; Arthropoda; Insecta; Diptera; Culicidae
Gene: Pink1
Product: serine/threonine-protein kinase pink-1, mitochondrial
Exons: 6
Coding region: 338-2362 (674 amino acids)
Biological process (GO): positive regulation of mitochondrial fission; autophagy of mitochondrion; protein phosphorylation
Cellular component (GO): mitochondrion
Molecular function (GO): ATP binding; protein serine/threonine kinase activity
Source: RefSeq, a predicted model, not a curated record